AUGUCUGUUUGUCUUGCAGCUCUUCCACAGCCGGCAAAAGACUUCCAUAAGUCCUUCUUCCCUAGCAAGGACUUGAAGAAGCUGUUGGAUCUGCCAGUUCAGAGGCGAAGAGCUCCUUUGUUGCUCAACUACAUCCCGACUUACAAGUCGGUUCUUCCCGACAUCCCGAAGAAGAAGAGCAAGUCUCAUCCUUCCGCCACAACUCUACCAGUAACUUCAUUAUCUUGGCCAGAUCAGGGAUCAACUUACGAUCUAGCUGAGCAACCAUCAACCUCGGCUCCAUAUCUGAUCCCUUCAUCUCAAUGCAAAAGCCAACGCCGAACUGCAAUCGCUGCUAAGAUGGGUCGCAAGAAAGCAGUUGCAGAAGACCUUCUGGUCGACAUCCCCAACACUGUCAACGCUCAACCAACACAGCCAAAGCCAAAGCCCAAAAGACUGAAGAAGGCCCAGCCUAAGGCAACGAGCGAGAAGACCAUUUCAGUUGCCGAGAAGAGACCCGCCGAGGCAGAACCAUCCCAAUCAACUCGGUCGAAGAGACCGAGGUCUGAAUCGGCUAUAACCUCGGGCUCUAUGAAAUCUAAUGCCCCCUGGGCUCCUCCCAUUACAAUUGAGGACAAGCCGAUUAGAGCUAGUGACAGCGCCAAUGAUAUUGAAGUCAGCGUUGCCCUCUCUACCCCACUGCUCCUCUCCCCAGAUCUCAAUCGCAAUGCCGAGAUGAGCGAGUACGAGAACUUUGCUCUGAUGUUGCAACGCUCUGUCCAAGCCUUCGCCAUCAAGAAGGAGUUAGCAAAUAAAACCAAAGAGGCUGCAAGCUUGCAGAGGGCCCUUAACAAGGCUAAGGGCAAACGGAAAGGCUUGACAGAUCAGGCCGAGGCAGCCAAGAAAGCUCAGGACGAGGCCGAGGAAAAGGCUGACGCUGCAGAGGCCAUUACCAAGGUCCUUGCAGCUAAAAAGAAAGAGGCCAAGGGAAAGAUGAUUGAGGCCCAAAAAGAGCUUCAAGAUGCCUUGGCCACAAAAGUGGCCGAGAUCAAGGCUGCCGAUGAAAAGGCAUACGCCGAGGGGGCGGCCGACGUCAAGGAGGACUACAAAAAAUAA
This is a messenger RNA of Camellia sinensis, 1095 nucleotides long. NCBI's taxonomy places the organism in Eukaryota, Viridiplantae, Streptophyta, Magnoliopsida, Ericales, Theaceae. The record is from RefSeq and is a predicted model, not a curated record.